UCGCACGUUAUCCAUCGCCUGGUGCAAGAUACCGUCACUCUGCCACCUCUGGGAUCUUCCUUUAUAUAGACAAGAGACCGAACAAAACCACUUCACUCAAAGCGGACCCGCAUUUUUCCUCUUUUUCUUCUUACCCCCGCUCUCUUCUCUCGCCCCCGGGUCAGGCUUAACCGUCCCUUGUUUUGUAAAGCUGAUUGUUAGCGCGCAUCAUCGCGGGAGCCAAAAAGAGGUUUGCCACUUGUUCCAUUGGAGAUCGCAGGCUGUUGGAGAGUCAUGACAGCCGAGAAGAGCGGGCCUGUUAUAAACGGUAAACCAGAGGAUGGCAGAGAUCCGGAAGGGUCCAGCUCCAGCCUGGACAAAGGGGAGUACAACGAGAGAGGCCACUGGAACAACAAGAUUGAGUUUGUCCUGUCUGUGGCUGGAGAGAUCAUUGGACUGGGCAACGUCUGGAGGUUCCCGUACCUCUGCUACAAGAAUGGAGGAGGUGCAUUCUUCGUUCCGUAUGUCAUCUUCUUUGUGUGCUGCGGUAUCCCCGUGUUCUUCCUGGAGACCGCCCUGGGUCAGUUCACCAGUGAGGGAGGGAUCACCUGCUGGAGGAAGGUCUGCCCGCUGUUUGAGGGUAUUGGCUAUGCAACCCAGGUGAUUGAAGCUCAUCUAAAUGUGUACUAUGUGGUGAUCCUCGCCUGGGCCAUCUUCUACCUCUUCAACUGCUUCACCACUGAGCUGCCUUGGGCUGGCUGCGGGCACUACUGGAAUACAGAGAACUGUGUUGACUACUAUGGAGAAAAUGCCACCAACAUCACAAAUCCCAACGCGACCUCUCCUGUCAUGGAGUUCUGGGAACGCAGAGUGCUGAAGAUAUCAGAUGGCAUCGAGCACAUUGGGGGGAUGCGCUGGGAGCUGGCCAUGUGUCUGGCCCUGGCCUGGUUCAUCUGCUACUUCUGCAUCUGGAAGGGGCCCAAGUCUACUGGCAAGGUUGUGUAUGUGACAGCCACAUUUCCCUAUGUCAUGCUGUUGAUCCUGCUAAUCAGAGGAGUAACGCUGCCAGGAGCCUACGAUGGCAUCAAGUUCUACCUCUACCCGGACAUCUCCCGUCUCUCAGACCCUCAGGUAUGGGUGGAUGCAGGAACUCAGAUCUUCUUCUCGUAUGCCAUCUGUUUGGGCUGUCUCACUGCUCUCGGCAGUUACAACGCCUACGACAACAACUGCUACAGAGACUGCAUCAUGCUGUGCUGUCUGAACAGCGGCACCAGCUUCGUGGCAGGUUUCGCCAUCUUCUCGGUCCUGGGCUUCAUGGCCUACGAGCAGAACGUUCCCAUCGAAGCUGUGGCAGAAUCUGGUCCCGGUCUGGCCUUCAUUGCGUACCCCAAGGCUGUUACUAUGAUGCCUCUGUCUCCGCUGUGGGCGUGUCUCUUCUUCAUGAUGCUCAUCUUCCUCGGCCUGGACAGUCAAUUUGUGUGUGUGGAGAGCUUGGUGACAGCCGUGGUUGACAUGUACCCCGAGACCUUCAGGAGAGGCUACCGCAGAGAGCUGCUCAUUCUCGGCAUGUCUGUGGUGUCCUUCCUCAUAGGACUCAUCAUGUGUACAGAGGGAGGGAUGUAUGUCUUCCAGUUGUUUGAUUCGUAUGCUGCCAGUGGGAUGUGUUUGCUGUUUGUGGCCAUUUUUGAAUCCAUAUGUAUCGGCUGGGUGUAUGGAAGUGACAGGUUCUACCUAAAUAUUGAGGACAUGAUUGGCUACAAGCCUGUGUUCUUCAUCAAAUGGUGCUGGAUGAUCCUCACCCCGGGCAUCUGUGCUGGCAUCUUUCUGUUCUUCCUGAUUAAGUACAAACCCCUGAAGUACAACAAUGUGUACAUCUACCCUGACUGGGGCUACGGUAUUGGCUGGUUCAUGGCCAUGUCGUCCAUGGUCUGCAUCCCCCUGGGUAUCAUCUGGAUGAUCUGGAAGACUCCUGGCACCUUCACUGAGAGAAUGAAGAAACUGACCACACCCAGCCCAGACCUGAAAAUGAGGGGGAAACACGCCGCCCUCAGUCCUUAUGCUGCCAAUGACGCAAAACUAAAGGGUGAUGGAAAAAUAUCCACCAUCUCAGAGAAGGAGACACAUUUCUAACUGACCACCUGACUGACCGACCAAGCUGCCUGUCACCCACACAGACGCAACAACAAAACCACAAAACAACAACAACUGCAUUAUCCACCACCACAAGAAACAGAAAGUUAAAUAAAUGACUCGGAGUGUUAUAUUUUGUACAAAAAAAAUGAGGAAAAAAAAGGAAAAGUUAUCACAUGAUUAUGUAGUCUGUUUCUGUUUUGCACAAACUUUGAUAACACAUUUGUUGUUUUAACAUGACUAAGUCAGUUGUUUCUGUCUUUUUUUUUUUUUUUUUUAACUAUUAAUAUUUUAAAAUCUGUUUGACAUAGUUGGUUGAAGUUGUCCUGGUACCUUGUCAGUGUUGGUCACACUAGUGUCUGUGCCUUUAGAACAAAAGCAAUGUGUUGUGCUGUAAAAGGUUUACACUUGUAUUGGCAAAGUGCUGUAUCUCCCUAUUAAGUACUAGGUACACAAAAUGUGACUAAUAUGUAGCAGCUUGGGGACCAUUCUAGGUAGUUUUGUGUGUUAAGGGAGGAUAUUCUGUCCUAGUACUAAAGCUAUAGGAGGGCACUGCGUACCCCUCCGAGUAAAACCUCGAGUUGUAUUAUUGAAAGAGUUCUGCUUUUUAAAUCAUGGACGCCGUACAAAAACGCUGUGACUCUGAGGGGUGUGGAAUCUGUCUGGGCCUCCUGCAAGUCUUCCUUGCUGGAAUCGCAUUAUGUUGCUAGUGGCACUGACAAAAUCUCACAUUGCAUGGCUUAAGUGGCAACGUAAGAUUACUAAAUAUCUAUUUAAGAAAUACUGGCCCAAGCCUACAGUGCAUCUCUUUCAAAAGAGAUGUCUAUUCUUCUUUGGCAACAUAAAGAGUUCCAGAAGGUAAACAUGUCUGCAAAACUGAUCCCCUCAGUUUUAGGAUCCUUUAAUUCUACAUCUCUAGGUUUGAACUGCCAGGCUUCAUACUACUACAAAUAGCUCUGACUGACUCGCAGGCUGAGUCUGAAACUGUCUCUCUCUCCCCUAGCUGCCCUUCUGUAAGUCGUGGAUCUCUGUCAUUUCACAGCAAUUAUGCUGAGCCUAACGCAGAGUGACAAACAGAUGUGCUUCCACCCCUGCAUUUUUAUUUCCUGCUCCGCCUGUAGAGAAGAAGAUGGACGUCCAUCAGAUGAACAUUUCAAAACCUAUCUGUCCCCUUAUCUGCACC
Molecule: messenger RNA, 3292 nt
Organism: Myripristis murdjan (pinecone soldierfish)
Lineage: Eukaryota; Metazoa; Chordata; Actinopteri; Holocentriformes; Holocentridae
Product: sodium- and chloride-dependent GABA transporter 3-like
Exons: 15
Coding region: 274-2109 (611 amino acids)
Biological process (GO): nitrogen compound transport; amino acid transport; sodium ion transmembrane transport
Cellular component (GO): cell projection; plasma membrane
Molecular function (GO): gamma-aminobutyric acid:sodium:chloride symporter activity
Source: RefSeq, a predicted model, not a curated record